Prunus avium (sweet cherry) is the source of this 1881-nucleotide messenger RNA. NCBI's taxonomy places the organism in Eukaryota, Viridiplantae, Streptophyta, Magnoliopsida, Rosales, Rosaceae. The record is from RefSeq and is a predicted model, not a curated record.
AUGACAAAAUAUCUUGAGGACUUCAUGAUAAGAUGGAAAAAACCGAAGAAGAUGACUGCAGGCCUCAAUCUCUUUGGAUUAUGGGCAUAUGAUACGGUUUUGGCACUGGCAAUGGCAGUGGAGAAGGUUGCAAUAGAAAAUUCUAGCUCUAUGAAACAAAAUGUUAGCACGAAUCUUGCAACCUUGGGAACCAGUGCCAUGGGUAAAACUCUUGUUGAAACAGUCCUACGUUUAAAAUUUCGAAGCUUAAGUGGGAAUUUUCAGCUAGUCAAGGGACAGUUAGAAGCUUCAGCCUUUGAGAUAUUCAAUGUGAUUGGCAAUAAAGAAAGGAUUAUUGGAUAUUGGAUUGACCAACAAAAAGGGCUGUCAAGGCAGCUCAAGUUUGACAGCAGGGAAGCGGCAAACACAGAUGUAAAGAGGAAACUCAAGCAGGCAAUCUGGCCAGGGGACACUACAGAUCAGCCUGCAACAAAGAAACUGAGGAUUGGAGUUCCAGUGAAAGAGGGUUUUAAUGAAUUCCUAAAAGUGGAAAAGAACAAUAACAUAUCAGGAUUCUCUGCUCUAGUGUUCUUUGCUGCAGUGAAUAAACUACCAUUUCCCCUUCCCCAUGACUUCCUUCCAUUCAAUGGGACAUAUGAUAAUCUUCUUUGGCAAAUCAAAGCAGGGACAUAUGAUGCUGUGGUGGGAGACACAACAAUUGUAGCUAAUCGCUCAUCGUAUGUAGAUUUUACGUUGCCUUAUUCAGAAUCUGGAGUGUCGAUGGUAGUUUUGACGGAAGAUAAUGAAAGAGACAAUAUUUGGAUUUUCUUGAAGCCCCUAAGCUUGGAUCUUUGGUUGACAACGGGGGCAGCCUUCAUAUUUACAGGUUGUGUGAUAUGGGUUCUUGAACACCGAGUAAACACUGAGUUUAGAGGUCCUCCAGAGCAACAACUUGGCAUGAUAUUCUGGUUCUCCUUUUCAACUCUUGUCUUUGCUCAAAGGGAGAAAGUAGUGAACAACUGGACACGUUUAGUGUUGAUUAUAUGGGUUUUUGUGGUAUUGAUCCUGACACAGAGUUACGCUGCAAGCUUAGCCUCAAUGUUAACAGUGCAGAAAUUGAAACCUUUAUUUACUGAUAUAGGAGAGAUCCAAAUGAAAGGUUAUUCUGUAGGAUAUCAAAAUAAUUCAUUUAUUAAAGGGUUUCUAACAGAAAAUUUAGGGCUCAAGGAGUCCAUGUUGAAGGCUUACGACACUAUUGAGCAGUAUAAUGAUGCACUAUCCAAAGGAAGUAACAAUGGUGGAGUCGCUGCCAUAAUUGACGAAAUCCCUUACCUUAAGCUGUUCAUAGCAAAGAACUGUUCCAAGUACACCAUGGUUGGACCAACCUACAAAACUGACGGAUUCGGCUUUGCCUUCCCGAAAGGAUCACCUCUAGUCUCCUACAUGUCAACGGCAAUCUUAAAAGUCACUCAAGAUAAAAAAUUGAUGGAUUCAAUUGAGUCCCAGUACUUUACAAACCAAACCAUCUGUGAUGAUCAAGGUGCCAAAAUUUCUUCAGAUGGUCGAAGCCUUCAUGUGUACAGCUUUGGGGGACUCUUCAUCAUUGUAGGUGCGGUCUCCGUGUUUUCACUUCUGAUGUACAUGUACAGCUUCCUCUGCUCACAUUGGCCUACAUUGAGGGCGAUGAUAAGUUCUGAGAGCUCAUUUUGGUCUAAAUUGGUUGAAUUGGCAAAGCAUUUUGACAAGAAAGAUCUCACUUCACAUCCUUUUACGCGAAGAACAUCCAGAGUACAUGCUAUGGAUACUCCUGAUGAGACAGCUAUAGGAGGUUUACAGGAUGCAAAUGAUAUGCAGAACAGCUCAGCAGUGGAGAACAAUAUUGAUGUGAAUGAAAAUGAAUAA